Molecule: messenger RNA, 1752 nt
Organism: Rhagoletis zephyria (snowberry fruit fly)
Lineage: Eukaryota; Metazoa; Arthropoda; Insecta; Diptera; Tephritidae
Source: RefSeq, a predicted model, not a curated record
UCAAUCGUUCAACUUCCGGAACAAAACUCAAUCGUUCCAUACUGAACAAAAAAAGCCAGCCUCAUGCAAAUUAUGCAAUUGUAAUCACUCCAUGAUGAGUUGCGUAAAAUUCAAAGAACUAUCCGUUUAUGAUCGGAAUAAGUUCGUUAAAGAAAACAAUUAUUGUAAAAAUUGUUUGGCAUACUCGCAUUCAGAGAGAGAUUGUAAAAGUAACUUCACUUGCGUGUAUUGCCAAAAGCGACACCACUCUCUCCUUCAUUUUCCAGCGAAAUCCCAAACGCCAAACAACAAAAACCCCACUAAAAACUACGUCACAUCUCACGUGACCAUUGACAAUGAAAUGUCAUGUACCUCUACCCAAGCCGCCGCAGAAAAUGCAUCUCAAAGCAACAAUGAUAAGGUGCUCUCACAUUUCUCAAGCAGUAGAGACAGAACCUUACUCCCUACAGCAAAUAUCCCUAUCUUCCACAAAGGAGAAACAGUUCAAAUUCGUGCUCUCAUAGACCAAGGAUCCCAAAAGACUUUUGUAACCUCUCGUGUACAAAAGCUUCUUGGUCUACCCACAACCAAAACAAACUAUGAAAUAUUAGGAAUGGGCUGACGAACAGUUCAGAAUGCGAACAAAAUUUGCUCACUCACAAUAUGUUCUCCAGAUCUCAAAAUAAAAAUCGCAACUCACGCAAUAAUAAUCCCCCAAUUGACGCACUUUUUACCAUCAUUCAAGGUGACAUACGUUGAUCUCCAAGAAUACGCCUCACUUCUUCUAGCCGACCCUAACUGCUUCGCACCUGCCAGGAUAGACAUGGUGAUUGGUAGCGACAUUCUCCCCAAAAUACUAAUUCCAGGUCUUAAAACCAACGUUGGCGGAAGCUUAAUAGCCCAAAACUCCAUCUUUGGGUGGAUAUUAAGCGGCCCAGUUGCGGAACAAAUCUCAACAUUUUCCACCCAGGUAGUUGAAGGCUCAGCAGAUUCCCUAGGUGAUCUACUCAAAAGAUUUUGGGAACAAGAGGAGGUUCCAUCGGCUCCCACUCACACAGACGAUGAUGAAUUUUGCGAGGAGCUCUACAAAAAUACCACCUAUCGGAGAGAAGACGGCCGCUACGUAGUAAAACUCCCAUUCAAGUCAACAUUUCCCGACUCAACCGCACUAGGGCACUCCAGACCCGCAGCUCAGCAGCAAUACCUCAGCAUCGAGCGGAGCAUCGAGAAGAAAGCGGAACUCCAAACCACAUAUUCAAAGGUCCUCGAAGAAUACUUGACUCUAGACCACAUGGAGCCCACAAAGUCACGCGAAAUCAUACGUGAUGGUAAUUAUUUCUCAUUUUACCUGCCACAUCACGCUGUGAUUAAACCUGAUAGUAAAACUACUAAAGUCCGAGUAGUUUUUAAUGCGUCAAAACUCUCUCACUCUGGCCUCUCACUUAAUGACGUACUGCACACAGGUCCCGUUCUCCAAAAUGACCUAAUGCUUAUAAUUCUCAAAUGGAGGUUAUAUAAGUAUGUGUUCAAUGGCGACAUUGAAAAAAUGUAUCGCCAGAUAUACGUCCACAAGGAAGACCAGGAUUUCCAGCGAAUCCUAUUCCGCAGAUCCCCCGAAAGACCGAUAGAAGACGUUAAACUAAAACAGUUACAUUUGGCGUUAACUGUGCUCCCUAUUUGGCCAUAAGAACACUCCAUCAAUUGGCCCAAGACACACAACAAACAUCCCCAAGAAGCACAGCAAUUUUAGUCAACGAGACUUAUGUUGACGAC